Molecule: messenger RNA, 5415 nt
Organism: Styela clava
Lineage: Eukaryota; Metazoa; Chordata; Ascidiacea; Stolidobranchia; Styelidae
Source: RefSeq, a predicted model, not a curated record
UAAAGAUUUUAUAGUGAUACGCCAAUUUGAGGCUGUAAAAAUGUCUCUGCAACAAUCCUACAAUGUCAUUUGUUCUUCUAGCGCAGCUUGGAGCUGAGCAGUAGGGCAUUACGGAGCUUGACAGAUGAAAAAUGUUAUCCAGAAAAUAGAAACAGUCAUUGAAAGGAAGUUGGGACGGCCGGUAAUUUCGACGAAUAAAUACAACUUUUCAUCUGUGACGUCAUGUCAAAUGGUUGAUUAUGACGAUUAGAAUGGCCAAUUUACUUCGGAAGCAACUCGGAACCGGUAUACUUGUCUUCAAAGACAAUUUAAUGUACCGUACUAUAAAUGUAAUUUGGCAAAAAUGAACGGAUAUAGGCAUGUGUGGCUAAGAUUCUACUUCAAAACGGGACCUUCAAAAUUUUUCUACCUAAAAUAUUAGUGAAAAUAAUAGGUAUGUUUCAUUAAUUGUGUGCGAACUUCUCAUAAGGCGCCGUGUUAAAUUGCCGAGAACAAUAGGCACAAGAUGGCGUCCAUUGUCUGAGUGUUGCCUCGCUUAUAUUAUAUAUACGCUUUGACUGUACCCAGCCACCUGUCGCUCUGUCAAGUUGAUAUUCACUUUGGUCGUUGCUAUGCUGUUCGUUGACCAUAGUUACCCCUCCCAUACUUGACGGUGCCCGGAGUCUCUUUUCUGUAACAAAUUUGGUUUUUGGACUUUAAUAUUUGAUAUAUUAAUUUAUAUAUUGUUCGUCUUAUUUGUAUUAAACCUGUAUCAAAGUUAGACUCUCAUCACAGGUGUCGCUGCUCGAUCAACUUUGGUUUUUCGUUGCGCCAUUUGAAAAUUACGGUUUUUUAAACUAUACGAACUGACAUCCAAGACACAGACAUUCUGAAGUUCAAUUUUGUCGAUUUUUCUUUUAGAUGUUAGGUAUGCCAUUAAAUAUUUACUGGCAUUGUUUUCUUGACAAUAAUUCUAUAUCUUUUGUUAAAGUGUUUAUUCAUGUCUUGUUGGAGACAAGGUGUGCCCAUAGAAUAUUUUGCGAAAGUAUUGUUUUUUCUUGUUUUAUUCUUUGGGAUAAAUAAUGGAUUAAUCAAUUUUAAAUUUUCAAUCUUUUGCUAUAAGGCCGCUAGGGGACCUAAUACUAAACUGCCUUAUAUGACACUCCAUAUAUACCAUGAUUUUCAUUACAAUUUUUCAACAUUUGACUGGAAUUCUGUUUGCCUUGUCGUUUUACUUUCAUGUCCAUAUAUUUUAGUAUUGAUCUCUUGUCUAUAGAUGAGUACUUGAGACUUUGUAACCACUAUUCCUUGAAAAAAGUAGAUUACACUCAAGAUUACAGUAUUUUAACGUAAAGUAAUUUGAAUUAUUCUAUUGGUUCCCAAUCUUACAGGAUUAUGUUUUUUUCUUUCUCAUUGAGAGAAUUGCUAGUAAAUAGUAUAUGUUUAAAAAUAUGAGGUUUGAAAAAAUGAAAUUAAUUAUGUGAAGUAUGUAGAAAUGAAAAAAAUGUCUGAAAUUAAUUGAAUAUUUAAAUACACUCAAAUUUCACUGUGUAUGAUUAUUUUUAAGAACAAUUUAGAACAUUUCAAUUUGAAAAUUUGGCUCAUGUUGUUUAUAAACAUUCAGCAAUCAGAUAAUUUCUACUUACUGUUAAUGACGGAGAAAAAAACACUGUUUAACUUCUUGAAUUAUUAAAUUUAUUCAUUUUAAUAUAGGAUAAUCUAAAUUGGGUAAAACGGUAGUUUAUGUCUAAAAAUAUCUUAUUAUUACACAUUUGGAAUGAAAAAUGGCACCCCUUUUGAAGCCUUUUAGCAUAGCCUAUCGAUGAAUUGCCAAAAUAAAUGAAAAUAAUUUGGAUAUUCAUCUCAAUUUAGAUAUCAUUGGGUCUCACCAAUUUUUUUUUUUUAUUCGUAUUAACUAGACUCGUGAAAUUUUCACAAGUACUUGUAUUGAUGAACAAUUUAAUUAUAGUGACUCUACUUGUCUUUGUGUUUUCUCCCACACUCGAUAUGCUUGAAUAAUUAUGAAUGGUCUUUGUUUGUGUUCUGGUUUAAGGCCUUUAAAUAUAUCUGGAAUAGGAAUAAUAAAGAUUGCUAAAGUAUUGUUUUGAUAUUUUCAUUGUUACAUAUCAAUGCUUUUUCGUGUCAUAAUGUAUUUAUUACUUCUCAAUGGGAUUAGUACCAACUCAUAGAGGUGCUGGGUUAGGUUGGUCAUUAUUCAUUGAUUCAGUAGAAAAUUUGAAUUGACUGAAGUUUGAAGCAUUUCAAUAUAAAGUGUGGUCUACCCUUUUUUUUAAAUAUGUGCCGUGAACAGAUGUGAACCGUCUGGUGUGACCAUUUCACAUUAGCACAUACCAAAGUUGUUAGAAAUACUCAAUUUUAUUUCACACAUUUUCAGUAGAAUCUAUUUUGAAACAAAUUUGCUUAGAAAAUAUGUUAAUUAAUACAUUGGUUGUAUUCAUCUUACAAGGUGUAAUUACUUGCAUUAUUGUCCCUCAGGGAAAAGAGAUUUUAUGACUCCCUCAGGACUGUUGGGUAGUUUAAUUGCACUUCAAAGUGAAUUUAUGACUGUGCUUGGAAUCUCUCUUCUUGUAUUUUAUAAUUGAUGGCAGCUCAGGGUAAUUAAAGUUGAUUGAGUUUAAAAUUUGACUGUUUGUAUGAUGCAGUAAGUUUUAUGUUCUUUGGUGAAGGCCUGAUGUUAUUUCUUGUUUCAUGUUAUGAAGAAUGAAUAUUGAGCUCUGAAACCAAACAGACUUACAGUAACAGUAGAAUAAAUUUCAGAUUUUUGUGUUUUUUAGAUAUUGUUAGAUUUAGAAUGGAUACAUCGCCUACAUCUGCUCCAGUAUAUGGUGGCGGACUGGUUGAAGUUGAAAUAUAUGCUGAUAUAGAGAUACCUGAAUUUGCCAGACUCUUUCUUGUGUUUGAUGGAUCUAAGCAAAGACAAGUUACUGAAGCAAGGAUAACUGAUGAGGGUAGAAAAUUAGAGGCUGUUAUACCAGACCAUGAACCACCAGAAAUUGUUGCUUUGAGUUUAAUUAUAAAACUACAUGGUGGAAGUUGCAGAACUCUUGCCCAAGAACCAUUUACCUAUUAUCUUGAUCAGACGUGUUACCUAGCUAGAUAUCUUGCGGACAGCGUUCAUGAUUUGGAAUCGUUAGAAGAUUGGGAUUAUAUCAGAGGUCCAAAAUUCUCGCUCGCCGAUGAGAAUUUUCCUACAUUAGAUGAGAGAUUGACCAGUGCAUUUCAACAUCUUAUUCUUCCUACAACCUGGAAUUUACUGGGAGAUCCAACCACUGUCGAUAUUCCUCGAGAAACAUUGUUUCAUUUCGCUGCUCGGCUCGGAUUAUCAAGUUUCGUCACAUUGCUGCUGGAAAAGAGAGGAGCUGCUGAAUGUUUACAGAUUCGCAACAAACACAAUGAACUUGCCAAAAAUAUUGCUCGUAGUAAAAGUUACGAUGGACUUGCUGAUUUAAUUACCGAUCCUCAUGCACACGGGGUAAUACGUUGGGAAAGUACACAUCGCAUGACACAAUCAACUACAAUAAAACGUCACAGUUUUGGAACAGUAACAACAUCAACAGAAAUGCAGAACGGAGAUUUUCCACCUAUCGAGGAGGAAAUUGAUGCAAUUGUUCGUGAUCAUCCACCUCCUACACCUGAUAAACCAGAGUCAAUAAAAAACAGUGAAGAAAAUCACAACAACAGCAACAACAUUGAUGACAAAGUACACAAUGGAAAUUACGAUAUUCCAGCUGGCUUGGAAGUCACAAACACAACAAAUGCAACAUGGGGUUCUGAGGACGAAUCAUCAGACUUUGUGGAACUCCCUCCUCCAGUUCCACCAAAACCGAAAGAAUUAUAUCUCGAUUAUGAGUAUGAUAGUGUAGAAAACGGUGAUCACUUGGAAUAUACUCAAAACGAGACCAGUUCUUAUUUCUCGCCAAAUUCUAUCGACUAUUCAGAAGGAGAUGCAAUACUAUUUCAAGGGUCGAAUAUAAAUCCAGAUGAAGAAAUAGAAGAAGAUAUAUUAGAAGGAAAUCUUCGUCAUCUUCAACAGAUCAGCACUGAUAUUCACUAUAUUAGGCAAAAAGAUAUCGCAAGAUUAAAACAAAGCAGUCCUGCAGACGCUGGUAGACUCAGUAAUUCUUGCCCUAAUCUUGGACAAGACUCCUCAUAUGUAUCAAAUGACACAGACUACCUUGAGAAUUUUGAUUCACCUGCAGCAGCUAGAAGUAGACAAGCAAUAUCAUCUGGUGUUGGAUUUCAGCAUUUUGAUGCAGAGUUUCAAUCACCUGUUGAAACAUAUGGAAGUGCAGAUGAUUUGUUAUCAAAGCCACAUAACAGAUCUCCAUUAUAUAUACCUGACCCACCUCCACCUCCAUUAAUAACUAUGGAUCAAAAUCAAGAUGAGAUUCCUGUUGAGGAAGAACACUUUCUUGAGGAUUGGGAACAAGAGGAAGAAGUUGAGGAAGAGAGACCAACAUCACCAAAUAAGCGACCACACAGUUGGCAUUCUGUUGAAAAAUUAAAUGAGUUGAAACCUGAUAAUAAAGGAAACGAAAUUGUUCAUUCACAUAAAAGAAGCCAAAGUUAUCAAGGUGAUGAAUUCUCGAACAAAGAUUCAAUGACAGAACUAACACCAGAGGAGAAAGCAGAACAGGCUGAUACCAUAACAUCACCAUCUAUAAGAAGAGUUCGUCGUCACAACAAUAAUGCUUUCGCUGUCGUGGGUCCUGAAUCGAGAGACAACAAAGCACGUUCUAUCAGCCUCUGUGUCAAUAACAAUAAUAAUGCUAUCAAUGAAGCAGAUCGAAGGUUUACAAUUAGUGAAGGACUGAUCACAGAAAAACAGCGCAAUUCUCUACUGGCAUUACAAGAACUCAUUCGUCAACAUGACGAAUUGAUCAACAAAGAUAAUAAUCUGUUGGAAGAUGGUGAUGAUGAUGCUUUUUCUAGUGGCCCGAGACAAAUGUCACUCGCAGAGUUUUUGUCUGAUCCUGCAAACUUUGAAGCGGAUGGGGACACCCCACCUCCACGCAAACCAGAAAUUACGAGGGGGUACGCUGCCAAACCAUUUGUUCCACCAAGACCACCUGAUGCAGGACCUACAAGAAAUAUUGUGUCUCGAAAACUCAGCUUUCUAUCCAAAAUGAGGAACAGCACAAGAACUAAAACAAAUGCUGGCAAAGAUAGGGUCAAAAAAGGAACAGAAUUAAAAGCCAAUUCUAUUCAGAAACCUUCAGCUGAUGGUGGUAAGUUUUUAUAUUUAUAUAUAGUGGAGUUAUUUUAGGUUCCAGUUUACUGUCCCAUAUUUGAAAGGUGCAUGCCUACGUUCAGCGGAAACUUUCAUUUGGCAACUUAUAUUAUUGCAGGUUGUAUUUUGGCUAUAUGACAAAAUACAGUUUUUUGAAAUAAUCACUUUGAUAUUGCAUGCGACUA